Molecule: messenger RNA, 2115 nt
Organism: Alternaria hordeiaustralica
Lineage: Eukaryota; Fungi; Ascomycota; Dothideomycetes; Pleosporales; Pleosporaceae
Exons: 3
Coding region: 1-2115 (704 amino acids)
Source: RefSeq, a predicted model, not a curated record
AUGGGUAGAUACUCCAGAAUCAAGUCGCAGACCAAUGUCGCUAUCACUUGGCUCAUCGAGACUGCCUUCGAGCACGGCAGCAAUGUGCAAGUCAGUGGCGAUACCAACUCCAGAGCUUCAGCCGCGGCAACGCCUACGAGCACUUCGAUCAAGACAGGCCGGUUGAAGGGAAAAGCGCGCAAAGAAGCAAAAAAGAAGGAGCAAUUGCAAAGUCAAGCACCCGCACCUAAGAUCAAGGCCUCGAACACAAUCUACAAAGUGUCAACCGAGGAGAUACUUCGCCAAGCUCGCUAUCUGAAGAAUCUUGACCAGGAACUCGUCAUGUCUAAGCCUGCAUGGAACGCCUUCAAGGAAGCUGUGCGAGGCCGUACAGAGUACGCCACCAAAUUCGCUAACAAACAACCGGACCAUGAAGGUAACGCCGGUCACGUAUACUUUCUCGAUACACUUCGACAGGUAGUCGACAUGAUCGGAAAUGUUGUUCGAGUCCAAGAAACCUCUUUGGAUAAUUCGGCAAAACGACAAGACACGGAUCUGACCUCUCAUAAUCUGUUUGACGUCCUCCGGGACGUAGAGCUGACCGAUGGUGUACAAGGAACAGCCAACCUAACUACACCUCCCGAUGAAGGUCUAGCUUACGGAGCGGCUGCAGCUGUACCGUCAGCUCGUUAUGAGCCGGCCAUCGACUCCGACGAGGAAUCACGGUUGCGUUGGCUCUGUUUCAAGGAUGACGCUGAUUCAAUUACAUCAUGGGUAAUCAACCUAUGGAAGCAGUACUUUGACCAGUCUGAGGAAGGUGUAAGCUUAGAGACUACAUCUCUCCUAUCAGAUCUAGCGCUCGAUCUGUUGUAUAAGAUCGAAGACGACAUGGAGCAUAACAACGACAAAGUAAACGAAGCCAUGUUCAAGGAGCUAGCCUCACUCUACAAUUGGAGUUCGACCGCCCUUGCCCUCUUCGAUUUCCGCGUCGCUGCAUAUGAAGGUAGAGGAUACCCGGCUGUAGUAAAGCUGGUACACAAGAGACAACCCCAACUAGGUCUCGAUCCGUACAAGGAUUUUAUCCUAUUUGACGCUAAAUUUGUACGCUAUCUUACAGAGCUACAGCUGGAGAUGUAUCUCGAUCUCAGUGUUGCCAGGAAAGAACAACUUAUCAGGUCAUGCGUAUCAAUUCCCGACCUCGCAGGGACGGCCGAGGCGCGUCUACAAUUUGGCGAGGAACAUAUUAUACCAUCGGAAGACCAAGACUUCCUGCGCAAAAACAAUCCCCUUACACCGGCAAAGCUAGCUCUCAACCUGCAGUUCCUACGGGCUGAGAUUGGUUUCGAUUUCGCGAACGAUGAUCGCAGCUUGUUCCUCAUGUGCCAUUUGUAUAACGCACUUCGGCAACUAGGCUAUCUUGAAGUUCCGUGGAAAACGCUCGACUCACUGAUCGACAUGCACAUGAAGACCAUAUUCCUUGGUGCACUUCCUACGGAAAGCGCAAAGCAGAUGAGCAACCGCGUUCUCAUCGCGCUCGGAUGCGCGCCAGAACUUGUUCGAGCUCGCAACACUGGGAAAGGUCGGGAGGCAACUAUCAAGAACCUCGCGGUAUUGCGAGAGAAGAGAUCUGGCGCCCUGUGCUUCCCACCCAGCAUGGCUAUCGUUGCAGAUCAUCUGCAUGAUCGUGAGCCUCUACGCCGCACAUUGACGCGUCUCGAUGCUGAGAUGGUCGCGAAACACUCUAGAGAGAGUAAAAACUCCCGCAUCAAAUCGUUCCUCGACGAAGAGAACCCUACCACCGUUCUCGAGCGUCUCCGCAACCAUGUCUCAGACUUCCCACGGUACCUAGCGCUCGACUGUGUUGAGCUGACACGCAUUUGUGGCGGUCUUCUUAAGAGAUUUAGGUCAGAUGAGAUGAAGGUACUCAUGAAGCACGCAGAAUUGGACGCAGCACACCAGCAAUAUGUCGCGUUGCUAAUCAUUCAAGAGCUCGACAUGGAAGAGUAUAUGACACGACCAGGUAUGCCUGUACGGAAAUUCGCGCACGCGAUAGAAGCCGCGGCUAUACUGAAGGAGUACAUUGAAGGUGGCGAGGAUGCUCGAGCAGCGGUUCAAGACUACGUGCAGCGCAGGUAG